AUGAAUGAAAUUGAGUCUCUCAAGCUUUUCAGUUGGCAUGCCUUUAAGCAAGAAGCUCCCCUUGAAAGCUUCAUAGAACUUUCUAAAAAUGUAGUUGCUUACUAUAGUGGACUUCCUCCGGCUCUCGAAGUGCUUGGUUCUUAUUUGUUUGACAUAAAAAUUGAAGCAUGGGAGGAUGUGUUGUCUAAACUACGAAGGAUUCCGAAUGAUGAGAUACAAGCAAAGUUAAAAGAAACAAAACUUAUUGAGGGCAUAUCCCUAAAGAAGCCCCAUGAAGUGUGUGAGAUUGAUUCUGAGGCAUUCAAGAGAUGGAAUAAUGGUGGGUGGGAUGAUUCUCACCUAGCUGGUGAUCAGUAUCCUGAUUGGUUCAUCUACGAGAGUGAAGGACGCUCGGUAAUCUUUAAGGUGCCUGUAGUCAUAGGUUGUCACUCGGAGGCGAUGCUUCUCAAUGUUGUGUAUUCUCCUUCCACGGAUAUCACAAUGCAUUUCUCAUAA
Messenger RNA from Neltuma alba, 495 nucleotides. RefSeq lists its product as uncharacterized. The transcript has 3 exons. NCBI's taxonomy places the organism in Eukaryota, Viridiplantae, Streptophyta, Magnoliopsida, Fabales, Fabaceae. The coding region runs from base 1 to 495 and encodes 164 amino acids. Gene Ontology annotation, biological process: defense response. The record is from RefSeq and is a predicted model, not a curated record.